This is a messenger RNA of Physella acuta, 5654 nucleotides long. Its product is annotated as inhibitor of Bruton tyrosine kinase. Lineage: Eukaryota; Metazoa; Mollusca; Gastropoda; Physidae. Gene Ontology annotation, molecular function: protein binding. The record is from RefSeq and is a predicted model, not a curated record.
AUACCUGAAGCGAGCACAAUGGCACCUACACUGUUAGAGAAGCAGUGCUGUGCUAAGUGCAGGUCACGUGCCCAUGUGUAUGAGAUCAUCUCACUGGUCAUGUGCCCUAACAUUACCCUUAAGGAGUUCCAGGUGUAUUCAUCCCUCUGCCACAACUGGGCCAAGCAUACAGACUUUUAUGGCAGGUCAGCAUUGCAUUUGGCUGCAUCUUGUGGAAAAACUGAAAUAUUGGAAUGGCUGUUAGAAGAAAAAAAACUGGAUAUGAUGGUUAAAGAUUUUGAAUCUGGCUUCACUGCUUUACAUAGGGCUAUUUUUUAUGGUCAACUUACUUGUACUAGAAUGCUUUUGCAGUACAAUUGUGACACACAUGUGAGAGAUUAUGAAAGCCUAACCCCAUUAGAUAUAGCAAUGAUGGACAGACCACCUCAUGUGACCUUCACAUUAAAAGAACCCAGCGAGGUCUACACCUGGGGUGAAAACAAUAACAGCACUCUGGGUCAUCCCAGCCCUCACAAGAGAACAUCUCCUGAGGCUGUGGAGGUGUUCAAGAAAUCAGGGGUGUCUCUCAAGCAGAUAGUCCUGUGUAAAUACCACAGUGUGUUUCUCUCACAAAGUGGACAUGUCUACACAUGUGGCCACGGUCAGGGUGGAAGGCUGGGGCACACUGACCAGCACACAGUUUUGGUCCCAAGACUACUGGACAGUGUUAAAGAAUACACUUGUUUAGAAGUAGCUGCAGCAACAGACCACACAGUUUUAAGGAUGGGAGGAGGGUUUGUGUACACGUUUGGCUUGAACACCUACCACCAGCUGGGACUUAUGCCACAUGCUGACACAUGCCCUGAGCCAAGACAGAUGAAUCUGAAGCCACUGAAGGGCAAGAGCAUCAGUGGGGUGUGUGUGGGCAGGUUCCAUACUGUUGUCUGGACACCCGACAGUGUCUUCACAGUUGGCCUUAAUGCUGGACAGUUGGGCCACCAAAGGGGAGAGCACUACCAAAGCACACUGCGCCAGGUUUCUUCCCUGCGUCACACAGACAUAGGCAUUGCCAGAGUGGCAUGUUCUGAUGCUGCCACUGUGUGUCUGACAACCAAAGGUGAUGUGUAUGUGCUGCAUGAGUAUCAGUGCAAGAAAAUUGCUUCCAAGUGGCAGGAUAUUGAGCAGGUACUGGUCACUGGAGGUAAUCUUGACCACUCAACUGGACUUGGUCUGUUGACAGAAAAAGGUGGACAAGAGCUGUUGGUCAUGUUAAAAAAUGAACCUGGACAGCUUUUUCUGUGGCGAAAUAGUAGCCCAAGUCUGAAGCGAUGCCAGUUUGGUUUUAAAAGACAGCUGUGGGUAUCAGAUGUGGCCAUGACAACAUCCUCCAUCAUAUUCUGUACCAAGAGGGGGGAGGCUUUCAUUGGUCAGUUGUCCAACAGGAAACCUGGUAGGGAGCUAGAGAGUAAACACACCAAGGAGUUGGUGAAAGACUGUGGUGAUGGCUUCAACCAGCCCCGCCUGCUAGAUCUGCUGCUGAGGGACGAGGCUGAGGAGGUCUCCAUACACAGGGUGCCAGUCGUACAUAGGGCGGUCAUGGUGGCUGUGGACCGCAAGGCUAGGAACUUCACUGUGGUACAGCCUCUACCUAAUGGAUGUUUGACUGAACUUCCUUCUGUGAACACUUCUGAGAUCAGUGAACAUUUCCGGAGGUUAUACUGUGAUGCUGAUGUAGAGGACAACAUUCAUGAUGCAGUUAUUCAGGUUGGUGAAAAGUCUUGGCCUGUACACAAGUACAUCAUCUCCCUGAGGUCAGAUUAUUUCCGCAACCUGAUAGCCUCCAACACCUGUGUGACAGGUGAGAAACCCAGGCUAAAGGUGGACAAUGUCAGUGUGGAGAUCAUGGAGCAGAUCAUCUCCUUCAUUUACACAGACACCUGUGAUUAUUUACAGCCUGGCCACAAAGUGUUGACCAAACCAACAGCCAAAGACAAGCUUGACCCCAGUAAAGUUGAGCCGGUCAGCCUGAUACAGACUAAAGGGAUGUCAGCCUUUCAAGUGAACCAGAAGCUGAACAAGGGAGCUAAGAAGAGUGCCCAGAGUGAGAGCAAGGAGGAGCUUCAAGUCUCCAACAAUCCUGUCAAGUUGUUGCAAGAUGCUGCCAGGAAGUUUGGGGUCAAGGGACUCUCUAAAAGGCUGGAGGCAGUCAAGUGUGUCAACAAUGUGAUAAUAUCUCAGGGUAAAACCAUGGCCAAACCACGAGUCAAGUUUGACAGAAGCAAGCUGCCAGAGCUGUGUGAUGUGAGCAUCAACACUGAGGAUGGGGAGGAGAUAGAGUGCCACAAGUGUGUGCUGGUGGCCAGGCUGGAGUACUUCUACAGCAUGCUGUCCACUGGCUGGGUGGAGACCUUCAACACCACCAACCUCACCCUGCCUGUACCUGGACAGGUCCUGGGCAUACUGCUUGACUACCUGUACAGUGAUGAGGUGCCACAGCUCAGAGACUGCUGUGAUGAGGAACUGUUGUGUAGCCUGUUGAUUGUGUCAGACCAGCUGUUGGCCAGUAGACUGAAGGAGAUGUGUGAAGUUGCUCUAGCCAACACAUUGGCAUUUAAAAAUGUGGGUGAGUUGUUGGAGUUCUCCACCAUCUACAACGCUCAACAGCUGAGACUAUCCUGUCAACAGUUCAUCUCUCUCAACCUGGCAGCCAUACUGGAGGGAAGGUACCUGGAUGUCCUAAGUCAGGAGACCAUGGAUGACUUGACAGUAUACUACAGAUCUAUUAUACCAAACAUGGCCUACAGAGUGAUGACCCCUGAAGAUGAUGGGCCUACAAAAACCUACCUGGAUGACCUGGUCAAGGAAUACGACAGUUUGGAUGGGGACAUUCUGCAGGUGACCCCACAGGGCUCAGCUAAAAAAAGCAAGCAGGUGAAAAAGCGAGCCAAAGCCAAGAAGAUGUUCAGUGAGGAUGUGGAUAAAAUAAACGGCUCGGCCCAGUCUGGAGCCAGUGUAGCCAAGCCUAGCCCUGCUGUGUGUGAGAGGCUGGACAAAGAGGUCCACUCAGUGCUUGAAGAUCUGGACAGGCAGGCUAAGGAAGAUGACAAGAAACUGGUGGCUCAAGCAAAAAGUAAAGAUAAAAUCAAGUGGAGACCAGCUGAGUUAGCUGACAUACCUGUUGUUAAACCUACCCAGCCAGAAGACGUCCCUCACUGGCAGCCUAGCUUUAAAACUCUAGUCAAGACACCCCCGAGGCUGGAGAGUGUGUCCCUGGUCCCAGACAGACCUCUCACAAGUCCUGUCAUGCCAGCUAGUCCUACCAGCCUGAGGGACAUCAUGCUACAGGAGUCACAGACAGCUGACAAAACAAAAUCCAGUUUCUCUAGCCGGGUAUCAUGGAAAGAUGUGAAGAAACAACAAAACAAGAAAAGUAAAGAGUCCCCAACUUCUGAACCAACAUCAGCACCCAUUGUGUCCCCUAAGGCAGCAGCUACUAAUCCAUGGGCUUCCAUCAGCAGUGCUUCUCAAUCACUGAGGGAUGUCAUGAUCCAAGAAGAGAAGUUUGUGUCCUCUCCUAUAGCCAUACCCCAGCCUGGUGCCACAAGAAACAAAAGCUCUGCUCCUAUAGCCAUACCUCAGUCAGAGGCAGGUGUACCACGGACCAGGGCCUCUAACAGCAUCAGUGGUGCCAGCAGUCUCGGCUCCUAUGGCAAGUCCCCACCUAGUGGAUCUGUCAAGAGUGUUCAGUCAUUUGGUUCAGGGGGAGAGAACCCAUGGCAGCAUCGCAUAGCUUCUAGUCCUCCUUCAUUACCUCCCCUGCCUGCCAUCAACUUCUCAGCCAUACUCAAAGAUGAAAAAGAGAAGUCAGAGACCCUUGUGCGCACUCAGAAAAAACCUCUGGCCUUGAUCCAGCUGGAAGAGCAAGCCAUGAAUGAACUUCUGACCCACUACAAGGCUGACCAGGAGAUGGACAGGUACAUCACAGUGGAGCGUGUCAGCAAGGCAAUAGCAGCACCCUUGUGGAACAGGGACCCCAAGUCACCCGGGUCAGGGGUCUUGUAACUGUAGCUUUGUUAGAUCCAGUGACCCCAAGUCACCCUGGUCAGGGGUCUUGUAACUGUAGCCUUGUUAGAUCCAGUAACCCGAAGUCACCCGGGUCAGGGGUCUUGUAACUGUAGCCUUGUUAGAUUCAGUGACCCCAAGUUAGUAGGGUCAGUAACAGAGGUAAAUAGUCCAGCUGAUCAUGUGAUCCCACCCAGUGUUACCACCCACAUCCAAUGUUUUAUUUCACUUGUACAGAUAUGUCUUCCCAACCAACUUUGCUGAUAAACAUUCCCAUUACAUGAUCACUUGUCAAUAAAUUAUUGCACCAAUAAAACAACUAUUUUUUUCUAUUAACAUACACCAAUACUAAGCAUUUACCAGUAACAACAUGGGCAUAAAACACCAAAAGUGUAUCUAAAUAAACAUGUAGCUUUAACUCAAAUCAUUGAAGUUCUCAUGUUGAUAUUUACCUUGUUAUGCCUGUCUCACAGCUAUGAAAUCCCCCCCCCCCCCUCCUCAAUCUUGUAUGACAUUUGUUAAUUAUGUGACACUUAUUAAAUGUAUGUGACAUUGUUUUUUGAAAUGUUUAUUCAAAUACCUUGUAUUUUAAUGCAUAUAUUACACCUUAUAUUAAAAUUAAUGUUUUUUGACAUAAGAUUGCUAUGUAUGGUAAACAACUUAUAUUAAAAUGUAUGACACCAGACCACCUAAUAACAAUGUUACACUGUAUAAUUUAAAUGUAUGACAUAGUUGACCUGUGUCAGCAUGAGUAAUGUAUAAAUAGUUCUUAAAGGAUUUUUUUUUUUUCAUCUUGUCAGCUCAAUAUUUGUUAUGGUUCAAGCUUGAAAUUUCUGUAAAGCCUGAACUUUGUAUCAGCCAAAUGUUUAAACUUGAGUGGCAAGACUUAACUUACUUCCAUCCCCAACCGUUACAUUAUGCCCUGUGUACCAGUUGUUGUUGAGAUCAAUUUGUUAUUUUACUGUGUUGGCUGUUGAGCUGUGAUGGUGUUGACAUCAUGUUUGACAUGCUUACAAUUUGGAGCUUGUAAAAAAAAAAAUAACCUACUUGAAAAUGAUAUUAGAAAAUUUUGUUUUAAAAAGGCGAAUAUAUUUAAUCUGAGACUUAUUUUCUUUCAUGUUGAUUGUUUAUUUUUAGAAUUCAGUCUGCAUGAUUUUAAAAACUAUAAAUCAGAGAAUUUUAUCCUUGACAUGUAAAAAAAAAUGUUUUUGUUUUGUAAUUUCUAAUAUUACUGUUUUAUAUAGUGGUUAUUUAACAGUAUUAUAUUUAACAAGAUUCCAUGAGUGCACUAUAGUGAUGUACCUUAAAUUAGAUUUGUUUCCCUGGUUUUCUGCUGUGUAAAUUAACUAAUCAGGAACUGUACCAGUUAGACUAAUGUGUAGUAUGUUAAUACUUGAUCUAACAGAUGGAACAUUUCAGCCAUUUGAUCUUACUUCUUGUAUUAUGUGUUACAUUAACCAGGGGCCUAGAUUCUUGUAAUAUAUGUACAAUAGACACUUGGCAUUCACUUGUUGUUACCAAAUGAUGAGAGAAUUCUUUUCAAAUGUUUUUGGCUUUUAAAAAAAGUUCAAUAAAAAAAUAAGCUAACUAAAUGUGUGCUAUCUGGCAACCUG